Pristis pectinata (smalltooth sawfish) is the source of this 3595-nucleotide messenger RNA. It is a transcript of the gene osbpl6, whose product is annotated as oxysterol binding protein-like 6. Gene Ontology annotation, molecular function: cholesterol binding. Gene Ontology annotation, cellular component: perinuclear endoplasmic reticulum; cytosol; intracellular membrane-bounded organelle. Lineage: Eukaryota; Metazoa; Chordata; Chondrichthyes; Rhinopristiformes; Pristidae. The record is from RefSeq and is a predicted model, not a curated record. The coding region runs from base 340 to 2943 and encodes 867 amino acids. The transcript is spliced from 22 exons.
GGAUAGAUAGAUAGAUAGAUGGUUGGAUUGCAGCACAUCAACGCUUCCCGAUACUACAGGGUUGUGCGUCGACUGAGAGGCGUUUUCAGCUAAGAACAACCAAAAGCCGGUCCAUGUACCCCGACGGUCGGUUGAAGCGCGCAAUUGAUUGGGGUGAAUCAACAUCUGUGCCGGGGGGUGUGUGUGGUAGGUUGAGCUGGUAUUUCCCAGUGUUGUUUUUGCUGGUGUGUUGAUGGGAAUAAUGUCAGCUAAAGUACAGAAAUCAAGAAAUAAUUUCAACAUUUAAGUGAAGGCCGUAGUGCAACUGCAACUGUGUACAUCACACUACCAACAGUAACCAUGAGCUCUGAAGAGAAAAGUAUGUCACCGGCUCACAAAGUAUCAACUCCCACUCACAGGAGUGCAUCAUCAUCAUCAUCCUCUCAGAGAGAGAGCAGACCGGAUGGUGACAAUUGGGAAAUCAUUGAAGGAUUAAAAAUUGGACAGACCAAUGUCCAGAAACCAGACAAACAUGAGGGGUUUAUGUUGAAAAGAAGAAAAUGGCCCUUAAAAGGUUGGCAUAAGCGCUUCUUUGUCCUUGAAAGUGGAAUGCUAAAGUACUCUAAGACGCCAAUUGAUAUUCAGAAAGGCAAACUUCAUGGAAGUAUUGACGUUGGGUUGUCAGUCAUGUCAAUCAAAAAGAAGACUCAACGGAUAGACCUGGACACAGAAGAACACAUAUAUCAUCUAAAGGUAAAAUCUCAGGAAGUGUUUGAUGCUUGGGUAACAAAACUGCGCCAUCAUCGAUUGUACCGUCAGAAUGAAAUCGUAAGAUCACCCAGGGAUGCCAAUUUUCAUGUCUUCCCUACAUCACCAAAACCUGAUCUUUCACCAGCUCCAACUACUACUGUAUUAGAUGUGAAGCCCCAGCAGAACAAUUUUGCACGGCAGCCCUCCAUUCCAUGCAGUACAAGUCUACCUACUUCCUAUAGCAACAGUCAAACCAAAGUUGCAGCAUGGUUGCUGGAAUCUGAAGAGAUGAAUAAAUGUGCAAAAGACCUUGCACAUUGCCAAUCAAGUCUAGUGGAACUCAGCAAACUAUUACAAAAUCUGGAAAUUCUACAAAGGACACAGUCAGCUCCAAAUUUCACUGACAUGCAGGCUAAUUGCAUAGAUAUUACAAAGAAAGACAAGCGUGUCACCAGAAGAUGGAGAACAAAAAGUGUCAGCAAAGAUGGAAAAAUGCAGCUUCAGGUUCCCUCCAGUGCUACUAUGUCUCCACUUCGUUUGCACUCUUCCAACCCCAAUCUAUGUGCAGACAUUGGAGAAUAUCCAAUACCACCAAGUCCACUUCCAGAGUUCCCUGAUUCCUCCGCGGAUUUUACUAAACUUCAAGAAGAGUUUUGUCUCAUUGCGCAGAAAGUGCAGUGUCUUUUAAAGUCUGCCUUCAACACAGUAGCAAUAGAAAAGGAGAAGUUGAAGCAAAUGCUCUUGGAGCAAGAGCAUUCUGGCCACAAUUCUCAAUUCUUCACUCUUAGGAGAACACUUUCCCAGCCAAGCGACAAGAUUCAUGUCAAUAUCCCAUUGUCACAGCAGGACUCUAAUGGGAGCAGGCUCUCUAUGUCUGAAUCGGUGUCGGAAUUUUUUGAUGCUCAAGAAGUACUUCUGUCAGCAAGCUCUUCAGAGAACGAGGGAUCCGACGACGAAUCGUACGUUAGUGAUGUCAGUGACACGAUUUCUGAGGACAACGCCAGUGUUGCAGAGAAUGCUUCUCGACGAUUUUCUGACGGUGAACUCAUGGGUGGUGCAUUUCAAAAUGGCAGACGCACAUGUCUUCCAGCACCAUCACCUGAUACGAGUAGCAUCAAUCUGUGGAACAUUCUGAGGAAUAACAUUGGAAAAGACUUGUCCAAGGUUUCCAUGCCAGUUGAGCUGAAUGAGCCCCUCAAUACUCUGCAACAUCUAUGUGAGGAAUUGGAAUACUCUGAAUUGUUAGACAAGGCUGCUGAAACAGAUGAUCCAUAUGACCGAAUGGUUAUGAUUGCUGCAUUUGCAGUUUCAGGAUAUGCUACAACAUAUUACAGAGCCACAUUUAAGCCCUUUAACCCAGUGCUUGGAGAGACGUAUGAAUGUAUUCGAGAAGACAAGGGAUUCAGGUUCUUUGCAGAGCAGGUCAGCCACCACCCACCCAUUUCUGCCUGUCACUGCGAAUCAAAGAAAUUUGUGUUUUGGCAAGAUGUCAGAUGGAAGAAUAAAUUCUGGGGCAAAUCUAUGGAAAUACUUCCUGUGGGAAGAGUGAAUGUCAUGCUACCUAAAUACGGAGAUCAGUUUGAAUGGAAUAAAGUUACCACCUGCAUACAUAACAUUCUUAGUGGGCAACGUUGGAUAGAACACUAUGGAGAAAUUACCAUUAGGAACACAAAAAACAAUGCGUGCAUUUGUAAACUAAGCUUCAUUAAGGGAAGUUACUGGAGCUCAAAUGUAAAUGAGGUCCAAGGAUUUGUGAUGGAUCAGGAAGGGAAAGUAGUACGACGGCUUUUUGGCAAGUGGCACGAAGGGCUGUAUUGUGGAGUUCCCCCCUCUGCCAAAUGCAUAUGGAGACCAGGCUCCAUGCCAACAAACAGUGACAUGUAUUAUGGUUUUACAAGAUUUGCAAUUGAGCUGAAUGAAUUGGAUCCGGUGAUGAAAGAGUUCCUCCCGCCUACUGAUGUUAGAUUUAGACCAGAUCAGAGAUACUUAGAAGAAGGAAAUAUUCAAGCCGCUGCAUCUGAGAAGCGCAGAAUCGAAGAAUUACAAAGAGAGCGGAGAAGACUCAUGGAGGAAAGCAAUACUGUUUAUCAGCCUCGGUAUUUUAAGAAAGUUUCUGAAGGCAAUCAAAGAGAAUCCUGGAUGAGCAUUGGGAACUACUGGGAACUGCGAAAGGAUCCAGGAUUCAGUAAAUUAGAAACUCCAACACUCUGGUAAUUUGAAGAAGUAAAAAUAACAUUCUUCUCAAGAAAAAAAAAUUAACUAUGCAUAAGUUAUUGCUGUUUUAAAUCCUAUUGCGUUCCUGUGGUUUAGCUGGCCAUAUGCUAAGGUAUGCCUAUUUAAUAACAGGUGUAAUUAUAAAUAGGCCAUGACCUGAAGACUGCUGGUUUAAAAUAUUGUUUUCCACUAAAGCUGUGAAUUUUUGGUAAACCAAAAGUUUAAUUUAAAGUGAAUGCACAAUAGGGAUGGCUGUUUGACAGUCAUAUAUUUAUUAAAAUAAUAUAAUCUUAACGAUUAUCAUGGCUUUUUGCUAGUAUUUCAUCAUUCAUUUUCAUGCCUUAAGAACAGCAAAUACAUUUAGAAAACAUUGUUUUUAUUCGGAAGACCUACUGAAACUCAACUCAUUUUCCAAAUUCAGUAAGUUAUCAUAUCAAAGGUUUAUGCCUUUGUAAUAUUUACUCACUGAUGGAUGUGUUCAUAAAGUCCUACUGUCUCUAACAUCAGUCUUGAAGGUGCAAAUAAUAAACUUUGUUCACAAGUAAUGCAUACAAGUACAUGGAGUAUAUUGAAUUUACUGUCAGUAGACAUUUGUUAGCCUAUACGGUCUGCUAGAUGUAAGCAAAGUUAGUGCAAUAAAAACCUGCUAUUG